AAAUGUCAGCCUCUAUCAUUCUACCUCAGAUAAGCGGCAACUUGUUGCAACUGAAAGGAAGAGAAAAACAUGUUUUAACUUUUUAUUCAGUGGUAAUUGGUAUAUGAAAAAUUGUUUUAUAUUGAUAUAUAUUUGUGGAAGUACUUUUUGGAAUACGUUUAUGGAUAAAUGAUAAAACAAAUUAAAGAUGUCAAGUAACAGUUCCGGAGACUCCUACGCAAAUGGGGAUACAUCCGGUCAUAUUUCUACAACUUCAACCCUUUCUUCUAUCAUAACCGAUGCCAUUCAAGGUAUCUCAACGACUGACCAAAACAUCCUUACAACGACGAUUAACAACAGUAAAAUACUGUCGUCGUUAUCGUCUACCUUUGCCAAUACCACAUCAUAUUAUAUGAAUGUUUCAACUGCUCCAGGGGAGAUUUGUACUUACCCAGCAUUCCACGAGUUUCCGCCGGACUUAUUUACAAACAGCCAACGUUCCCACGGUGCUAUCAUCUUGCACAUUUUUCUCGUUAUUUACAUGUUUGUUGCACUCUCCAUCGUGUGUGAUGAUUAUUUUGUCGCUUCACUUGACAAAGUGUGUGAGCGCUUUGGAUUUAGCGAAGAUGUCGCGGGAGCCACUUUUAUGGCCGCAGGAAGUUCAGCACCGGAAUUAUUCACAGCGAUUAUAGGAGUGUUCAUAACAAAAGGAGAUGUAGGUAUAGGUACCAUCGUUGGCUCAGCUGUCUUCAAUAUUCUCUUUGUUAUAGGAAUCUGUGGAGUUCUUAUUAAACAGGCAAUCACGCUGUCCUGGUGGCCUCUAUGUAGAGACUCGAUAUUCUAUGCGCUUGCUAUCAUAGUGCUUAUUCUGGUAGUAGCCGAUUCAAAGGUGACAUGGUAUGAAUCACUUAUCAUGCUUCUCAUGUAUGGGGUCUAUAUUGUUAUAAUGAGAUACAAUCGCACUAUCCAGUGCAUGGUUACGGACAAACUGAAGUGGCUAACGACCGAGAAAAUAUCUGCCAAUGGUAUUAUUGGAAAACAGCUAAACAAGUUUCAAGGGGAUUAUGAGCAAUUCGGCGAUGAUGAUGAUGUGUUUCAUUCAUCUACUGAGGAACACAAUGAAGACCAUACUGAAAUGCAGGAGAUUCCGAGAACCAAUCAUAUGUCAGCUGAUAAUUAUGCUGUGAACUCCAAUAUCAAACUGACAUUCGAGGAAGCAGCUUUCCGAAUUAUGAUGGGUCACAAUUUUCGAGGAAAAUGUAGAUUUACUGCUGCAGCCAGACUUUUGAUUUCCUACAGUAAACGAAUGAAAAGUGAUACUGCCUAUUUACGUCGACAACUUUUUAAGAAAGCAAGCAGGGCGUCAACGAUGCGUUCGUAUGCAAAAUCUGUUAGAAAUUGGAUGAGCAUGGCGUAUGACGAAAACAUAGAUGACUGGAGAAAAAUUCCUAACAUGGCUCAAGAAGGUUACCUUGCAACAGUGAAAUGGGCAAUAGUUUAUCCUAUUAAAACAUUACUUUACUAUACCGUACCAGACAGCAGAAAACCAAGGUGGGAGAAGUACUUUUUAGGAACGUUUGUCAUGUCUAUAGUAUGGAUAUUUCUGUUUUCCUACGUUACAAUUUGGAUGGUCACAUAUAUCGGCUAUGCUUUCCAUAUCCCAGACAGUGUAAUGGGCAUAACAUUCCUUGCUGCUGGCACAAGUAUACCUGAUGCAUUAGCUAGUGUUUUCGUAGCAAAGCAAGGUAUGGGUGACAUGGCGGUUUCAAACUGUAUAGGCAGCAAUAUAUUUGAUAUACUAUUAGGACUGUCAUUCCCAUGGUUCUUGAAAACUGCACUCGUUAGUCCAGGAUCAACGGCUGCAAUCAAUAGUGAGGGCAUGGUAUUUAGUAUUAUUCUCCUUUUCCUUACAGUUCUGCUAACAGUUGGCGCUGUACACUUUUCUGGUUGGCUGCUGAAUAGAUGUGUCGGGAUCACAUGUUUAUCGGUGUAUACCCUUUUUUUGACAAUCUCGGUUAUGAUAGAAUGCAAUGUAUUUGGCUUCGUUAAUCCUCCAAUGUGUGCUGAAUAAUGAUAAAAUGUCUAGGAUCUUCAAAUGUAGAGUAGUAGAAAAAAUACUUCAAUAUAGUACGCGUAAUCAAAAAUGCGGAGAAAGAACAGGAAUGUGUUAUGAUUUUCUUAAAAUUGUGUACGAGUUUAUACUGAGUAUAGUGAGAGUUUGAUGUACAAUAUUAAUAUAUUUGAAUAUCCAUUUAUUGUCAUAUUAUAGUACAAUCAGUAUACCCUUUAUUCACAACUAUUUUCUACAUUAUGCAAGAGCUGAAUCAAACCGAUAGUUUUACGUAUAUAUGCGAAAUUGAAUCUUACAGAAUGUCUGCAUUGUUAACAGAAAAGAAUUCGAAUAUAUCUCAAUGCCUAGUUAAUGGAUAAAAAGUAUUAUUCAACUUGCAUAUUAAAUAAACGAAAUAUAUGUGUCUAAAAUUGUUUUUUUUUUUUUCAACGUCUUUUUUAUUGACAACAAAGUGUUUAAAAUCAGACUGAAAGUUUUUAUUUUAUAAACACGGAUCAUACUGGUCCAUUCAUGCAAGAGGAAGUCGAGUUCAACGUUUCUGUUUUGUGUAAUGCGUGCAAUCCAGUUAUAAUUGGUUUUAUUGGACACAUUAUCGUUCGCUCGAACAUAUGUAGGACAUUUGACAUGCUGAUUCCUUUUUAAAACAUUAAAAGUAUGUAUAGAAA
This is a messenger RNA of Mercenaria mercenaria, 2715 nucleotides long. Its product is annotated as sodium/potassium/calcium exchanger 3-like. Gene Ontology annotation, biological process: intracellular calcium ion homeostasis; calcium ion transmembrane transport. The transcript has 18 exons. The record is from RefSeq and is a predicted model, not a curated record. NCBI's taxonomy places the organism in Eukaryota, Metazoa, Mollusca, Bivalvia, Venerida, Veneridae. Gene Ontology annotation, cellular component: membrane. Bases 188 to 2050 code for a protein of 620 amino acids. Gene Ontology annotation, molecular function: calcium, potassium:sodium antiporter activity; calcium channel activity.